GGGUGGCCACGCAGUGAGGAUAAACCCGUUCGCGCGAGUUGUGUGUGGCGCAUGUGGUGGGGGCUCGGUAACAACACGCAGGGGAAAGUGGAGUGCUUAGUCACGUGGUCUGUGUGUGUUUUGCCUUCGCUCUUCCAUCUUAUUGCUGGGGAGAAACAUCUCGAUGGUUUUGCUCAAUGGAAACAGACGGCUCCAAGUGCGGCUUCCGAUAAGUCAAGCUGUGAUAGGAAUGGGGCUAAACUGACGCCCCGGCUAAAGCCUGUCUGGGACAAGACGUGGAAGGAACACGUAGACGACAUGUAGGACAUUUCUCCAUAUCCUGUACAUGUGAUAGGAAUGAUAGGAAUAUCCAUCAAAUGCAUUGGUAAAGAACUGAGUAGUUCAGCGUUACCCUUCUUCAAGAUAUACUGAACUGUUUCCUGUUCAUGUCGCCUGAUCUGCUUCAUGUGCCAUCACUGCUCCUUGAAUUUGAACCUCUCAAUUCUAGCACGAGUUUGGACCAUACGGCUAAGCAACUGAAAACCACGUACUGGAACAUUUAUUAGUCUGGAGUUGUUAAAUGCAUUGAUCGAGGGUGUGCGGACUUCAGUUUAGCAUCUUGCGAUUCCUCCUCUGUAAGCUACGGGGAUUUAUUUGGAUUCUACUUUCACCAACCAUCAUGGCGAGUGUGGGUCUUGGCCUGGUCGUUCUGUUGAUCGCGCUCGUCGGUCACUGCUCCACAGUGGCGGAGGCUGCGGGCUGCGAAGCCAUCCAGCUGCCCAUGUGCUCCGGAAUGAAGUACAACAUGACCCAGAUGCCUAACCUACUGCACCACAGCGCCCAGGAGAACGCCCGCCUGUCCAUCGAACAGUUCCAGGACCUGGUCAAUACCAACUGCAGCGAGUUGCUGCUGUUCUUCCUGUGCACCAUGUACGCGCCAAUCUGCACCAAGAGCCUGGAGUUUGAGGUGGAGUCCAUCCCGCCUUGCAAGGGGGUGUGCGUGGAGGCCCGGCAGAGGUGCGAACCCACCAUGCUCAAGUACAACGUGACCUGGCCCGAGUACCUGUCAUGUCAACAUCUUCCCGAGUACACGAGGGGCGUGUGUCUGACCCCCGAGGCUAUCGUCGACACUAUGCCAGACGAAGACGAAGACAACGGAAGUGACGUCAUCACUGAGCCUGCCAUCAUUCAACCGCCCAAGCCAAAGAGGAAAGGAAGCUGUAAGCGAUGUGAUAGUAUCAGGAUAAACCAGGGCGCCUUCAUGGAGAAAGCCUACGAGUAUGUUGUUCGUGCCACCGUGACGUCAUUUGUUACCGUGGGCGAGAACCUGAUGUAUACCACAAUCAUCGUACGGGACGUGCUCAAGUUCACCGAUAUCAACAUCCCUAUUGGUGAGGUACACCUGGUAACGGAGGGCCCGUGCGUCUGCCCAAAAGUGUCCGCGGGAGUCGACUACGUCAUCAUGUGUUACCAAGACCUGGAGAACGGCCGCCUGCGGCUGACGGAGGAAUGCGUGGCACAGGAAUGGGAGGAGGACAACUGGCCCAGACUCGUCAAGAAAUGGGAUAAAAAGCUUCGGAAGGCCAAGCGCCGAGAGGAGAAGGAGAAAGAGGCGCCCCCAACGGGCAGCAACAGCAGGCGCCGUCGGCGGCAACGCCCUGAGCCCACUGAGGCGCCCUCUCGCGAUAGAAGAAACCGAGGACGAACUCGGGCCGAUCUGUUGGAUGACGUUGAAACUGAAUCAGUCUCCGAUUCGAUGUUGUGAAGAGGCCAUCUUGUUCUGUAAGAUCGGCUCUUCAGAUUCUGACAGCUGCGUCGUGACCUUUGGAUGCCUGCGCCGUGACCUGGCUAUGUUUCACAGCCUUGCUUGGCGGAACAAAACAAUCGGCAAGCAUGGUUUGGCGAUUAACCAUAAACAGCUGGUACUUUGUGUUUUGCUUUUCAAUUUUUAAAACGAUUUUUUUUUUUUUUUAACGGAGGUUCAACCUCAUGUGAUUUGGUUUUCUUCUUUUCUUUGACGACAAUGUUAAAUUGACAGAAAUUGAACAUUCUUAUAUAUCGAGCAGCGACUUUAUCACAAUGACCAACGUUGUGAAAGCUCUUUUUGUUUUUGCAGUAUCGCCCAUGUGCGCGCACGAUAUUAAAUUUUGUGGAAUUCUUUUUAAUUUGAAUUGUUUUAAAAUUAUCUUCUAGAAAGAAAGUGCAAUACCUAUUGCACAUUUUAUAUUUUUUCUCGCUGCAACAAAACCGCAGUGUUGUCGUACCCGUACCCGUACUCGAGUACAUUUUUUCCGUACUCGAACUCGCACUCAUGAAAAUGUACUCCUACUCUUACCCACAAGAAGAAAAUAUACCCCUGUACUCGUACUCGUACUUUGGACAAAGUACCCGUACUUACACUCAUGUUCUCCUGCAAAAAUUACAGAUAUGUUCUCGAGCUAAAUGCAGAAAAAAGAACCAGUUUUUUAAUGUUUAGGAGGCUUCUGCAUUUGUUCAUUGUUUACUGCCUAGGUUGACUGCGAAAAGCCAUUGAAAAUACAUGACACAUUUAAAAUUUGCUCCUAUUCGUGGAGAGUACUCGCACUUGUGGAAAGUAAUCGUACUCAAGUACUUUUUUGGGGUACUCGUUCUUGUACUCGUACUCAUGGGGAAAAUGUCUCGUACUCGCACUCGUAGCCUACUGGUACUCGUACUUGUACUCGUUCUAGUACUCGUACUCGUACUCAUUACAAAGUACUCGUACUCGUACUCGUACUCAUGGGGAAAAUGUCUCGCACUCGCACUCGUAGCCUACUGGUACUCGUACUCGUACUCGUUCUAGUACUCGUACUCGUACUCAUUACAAAGUACUCGUACUCGUACUCAUGGGGAAAAUGUCUCGCACUCGCACUCGUAGCCUACUGGUACUCGUACUCGUACUCGUUCUAGUACUUGUACUCGUACUCAUUACAAAGUACUCGUACUCGUACUCGUACUCAUGGGGAAAAUGUCUCGCACUCGCACUCGUAGCCUACUGGUACUCGUACUCGUACUCAUACUCGUACUCGUUCUCGUACUCAUG
This is a messenger RNA of Patiria miniata (bat star), 3040 nucleotides long. RefSeq names its product secreted frizzled-related protein 3-like. Gene Ontology annotation, biological process: non-canonical Wnt signaling pathway; canonical Wnt signaling pathway. The record is from RefSeq and is a predicted model, not a curated record. Gene Ontology annotation, cellular component: cytoplasm. The coding region runs from base 659 to 1744 and encodes 361 amino acids. Gene Ontology annotation, molecular function: Wnt-protein binding. Lineage: Eukaryota; Metazoa; Echinodermata; Asteroidea; Valvatida; Asterinidae. The transcript has 7 exons.